This is a messenger RNA of Heterobilharzia americana, 319 nucleotides long. NCBI's taxonomy places the organism in Eukaryota, Metazoa, Platyhelminthes, Trematoda, Strigeidida, Schistosomatidae. The record is from the annotation of a GenBank genome assembly.
AUUCACCAUUGAAACGCAUUUGCAAGUUAUACAAUAUGGCCUUUGAAAAAGCUGUUAUCAAAGAUGCUGAUAUGGAUGUUCGUAUGCAAGAAGAGGCUAUCAGUGUAGCUGUUACUGGAAUGGAACGACAUGAAGUUGACAAGGAUGUUGCAUCACAUUUGAAACAGUAUUUUAAUAUACACUAUGGACGUACAUGGCAUUGCAUAGUUGGAAAACAAUUUGGAAGCGACAUUUCUUAUGAAGAAGGCAGCUUUUUAUACUUCUUCCUUGGUGACAGAUCGCUUCUGCUUUUCAAGUCAGGUUAACACGAACAACCAAG